Messenger RNA from Caenorhabditis briggsae, 1203 nucleotides. The coding region runs from base 1 to 1203 and encodes 400 amino acids. Lineage: Eukaryota; Metazoa; Nematoda; Chromadorea; Rhabditida; Rhabditidae. Gene Ontology annotation, molecular function: histone H3K36 methyltransferase activity; lipid carrier activity; protein binding. The record is from RefSeq and is a predicted model, not a curated record. The transcript is spliced from 5 exons. Gene Ontology annotation, cellular component: nucleus; chromatin. Gene Ontology annotation, biological process: regulation of DNA-templated transcription; lipid transport.
AUGGUCAACCAAGCACCAAAGGCACAAAAAAGCACCCAAAAUCAAGAGACACAAAAUAUCAAAAACACUAUCAAGAAAUUCCACGCCAAUGUUCAACCGAUACUACAUUCGUCUUACAAAGCGAAUCAAGCUAAAGUUGUCCGAGUGAAGAAAUGUUGGGAUGAAAAUUGUGAUUGCAGUACUGAAGAUUGUGACAAUGUUUGUGACAGGAAAGUAUGCCCAAAGUCAUGUACUCUGAAAAAGGCUGGAUGCAGAAAUCAAGUCUUCGAAGAAUACCGACUAAAGGAUAAACUCUUUUAUGCCGAAUCCUCCGGAGAGAAAGGAAUCGGUCUUUUCGCUUCUCGGGACAUCAAAAAAUAUGAUUUCAUCGUUCCUUACAACGGAGAAAUCAUCACUGCUGCCGAGCUAGAAAUUAGAAAGAAAAAGUACAAGGAAAUCGGUGUAAUUCAUACGUAUCCGUUCAAAGCUGGACGUGGGUUCUACAUUGACCCUACAGAACGCGGGAACUCCGCUCGAUUUGCCAAUCAUAGCUGUGACCCCAACAUGAUUGCGCAAAAAUACGUGGUCAACAAUCGAAAGGAAGGAUUCCGAGCAAUUGGAUACAUCGCCGACAGAGACAUCGAAAAACACUCUGAACUCACCAUCAAUUAUGGAUAUGAUUAUGACCCGGUAUUGAGUCAGAGAUGUCUCUGUGGGGCGGAAGCAUGCAAAGGAUGGAUUGGUCAGCCUCCGCCACCUGCUGAUGCUAAAGACGAUGAACAUCCCAAUGAUGAAGAAGUGGAAAGUCUUCUGGAUGAAGACGAAGAACGUCGUAUUGAUGACGACGACGAACCUCUUGUCGAUGAAGAGGACGAAAAUAUUCCAACGAAAUUGAAUAAUUCUAAAAGUAAUAAUUAUUCUGAGCUGAUGCCAGUGAUGAACUCCUUGGAACAACGCGAGCUGUCCAACGUGUACAAGAAGAUUCUCGAGAUCCCAGUUCGUGCACAACUCAAAAAUGGACUUAUUUCUGAGCUUCAAUUCGAGAAGGAAGAUACCGAGUGGUCUGAGAACAUGAAGAGAGCUAUUCUCAACACGAUUUCAUUCAACCCAAGCGCACCAAGAGACGAGAAAUUGGAAUCUGAUGAAGACAAGGAAUGGACCGAGAAUAACACCGCUUUCUUCACCAACGAGAAAACUCUGGAAGGAAAUUGCCAAGUUGCUUAG